AUGUUAAGAAAUGUACUUAAAGGGGAUAUUGAUAUUCGAAGUGCUAGAACAUUGGUUUCGAUGGCUGUUACGCACACAGAAAGACGGCUUCAUCAGAUGAUGUUUUCUGAUGGCGAUUAUGAGAGGAAGCCAAUUAUCAAGCCGAGUGGUGAUCGUCCAGUUGUUGAAGUACAGGAUUCUUUGGAAAAGGGUUAUUCUGUCGUACAUGUUCAGUGUAAGGAUCGGACAAAGCUUUUGUUUGAUAUUGUUUGCGCGUUGACAGACAUGCAAUAUGUUGUGUUCCAUGCCACUGUGAACACUUCGGAACACAGAGCAUCAUUGGAAUUCUUCAUUAGGCAUACAGAUGGAACCCCAAUUACUUCAGAAGCAGAAAAACAACACGUGAUUCUAUGCUUACGAGCUGCAAUUGAGAGACGAGCAUAUCAGGGUGUAAGGCUCGAGCUACGUACGGCUGAUAGACAAGGCUUAUUGGCGGACAUAAUGUGCACCUUCCGUGAAAAUGGCCUUAAUGUGACUCGAGCUGAGAUAUCCACAACAACGAGUGAGGCACUAAACGUAUUCUACGUAACAGAUCCAUUUGGGAAUCCAUGUGAUUCAGAGGUCAUUGAGUCUGUUCGACAUAAGAUUGGCUUGAAUGAAUUGAAAGUGGAGGAAUUGCCCUCGAUCUAUCACCACAGGGGAGACAAGCCCACAUUGAGUGCUACGUCAUCAUUCGGGAGCAUUGUGAGAAAAAAUCUUUAUAACUUGGGGUUGAUCAAUUCACAUUCUUGA
Molecule: messenger RNA, 771 nt
Organism: Fraxinus pennsylvanica
Lineage: Eukaryota; Viridiplantae; Streptophyta; Magnoliopsida; Lamiales; Oleaceae
Source: the annotation of a GenBank genome assembly